UCUGAAGGAAUUAAAUAGGGCCUCUCCAUUUCACUGGUUGGAGGGAGAAUUUGGCUUUUAUAUGUCUGUGGGAAAGGGGCUAUCAGUCUCCUUUGAGGAGGUGGCCGUGUUCUUCACAGAGGAGGAAUGGGAUCUGCUGGAUCCAGCCCAGAGAGCUCUCUACUGGGAAGUCAUGCAGGAAAAUUAUGAGACUGCAGCCUCUCUGGGACUUUGGGUGCCCAGGCCAUUCCUCGACCCUCAGCUGCAUUCAAGGGAAAAUCUGUCCCUACGGAGCUCUGAAGAAUCGGGAGAGUAUGAAGAUGUCCAGGAGUCAGAAGGAUAUCUGAUUCCUAAAGAUGACCUCAUCUCUUGCCGGGAGAACAAGGAAGAGCUGUUUGUCCAGGACUCCAAGGAAGCAGAGCUACCAGCAGCAAGGGAUGAGUGGAAGAUGGAGAAUGAGAUGGAUCCAAGAGUAGCGUCUGCAGAAAGGGACAAAGAUCUGGAGGCAGCAGAGGAGAAACAGCUGAGAGGGGAAAAGGAAGCAAAAUGGAAAUUGGUUGCCAGUCAGGGCAAGAACUUGCAUGAUAUCUCAGCCCAAGAUAGAAUGCAGAAGGGAAAGAGGAGGAAGAAGUGCCCUGUGAAUGGGAAAGGGUUCAGUUGCAAUGCCAAUAAUGAGAAAGAUCAGAAAAUCCAAACAGGUGAGAAAAAGCAUAAAUGCAUGGAGUGUGGAAAAAACUUCAGUCAGAGUAAAAGCCUUGCUGACCAUCAAAGAAUUCACACAGGGGAAAAACCGUAUCAGUGCUUGGAAUGUGGGAAGAGCUUCCGUUGGAGAGAGAGCCUUAUUCCACAUCAAAGGAUACACACUGGGGAGAAGCCAUAUAAGUGCUCUAAUUGUAGCAAGAGCUUUUCUGUUAAAUCAAAUCUUACUAUCCAUACGAUGAUUCACACAGGGGAGAAGCCAUAUAAAUGCUUAGAAUGUGAAAAGAGCUUUCCUGGUCUAUCAAGCCUUAUUAAACAUCGGAGGGUUCACACAGGCGAUAGGCCUUAUAUAUGCUUGGAAUGUGGAAAGAGCUUUAGUCGGAGAGACUGCCUUACUUCACAUCGAAAGAUUCACAGAGUGGAGAAGCCAUUUAAAUGCUCUGAUUGUAGCAAGAGCUUUUCUGAUAAAUCAAGCCUUACUAAACAUAAGAAGAUACACACAGGGGAGAAGCCGUACAAAUGCUUGGAGUGUGGGAAGCGAUUCAGUCGCCAUGGCAGCCUUAAUCUGCAUCGAACGGUUCAUACAGGGGAGAAGCCAUAUAAAUGCUCUGAUUGUAGCAAGAGUUUUGCUCGCAAAUCAUUCCUCCAUAAACAUAAAAGGAUUCAUACAGGGGAGAAACCAUAUAAAUGUGUGGAAUGUGGAAAGAAGUUUAGUCAGAAUAGAAGCCUCAUUGUACAUCAAAGAAUUCACACAGGGGAGAAGCCAUAUAAAUGCACGGUUUGUAACAUGAACUUCACAACAAGUAGGAGCCUCACUUCACAUCAAAGAAUUCACGCAGGGGAGAAAUCAUAUGCAUGCUCUGAUUGUAACAAAACAUUUUCUUUUAAAUCGAGGCUUACUGUACAUAUGUGGCUUCACAUGGAGAAGCCAUACAGAUGCUUAGAGUGUGGAAAGAGCUUCCAUCAAAGCACACACCUUAACUCCCAUCUCCUCCUUCACGGACGUGAGAAGCCGUAUCAGUGUUUAGAAUGCGGAAAAUUUUUCAUUAGGAGAGACAGUCUUAAUUCACAUCGACGUAUUCACACUGGAGAGAAGCCAUAUAAAUGUUCAGUUUGUAACAAGAGAUUUUCCUUUAAAUCAAACCUUAUGAAGCAUCUGAAGAUUCACACUGGGGAGAAGCCACACAAAUGCUUGACAUGUGGGAAGAGCUUUAGCCGGAGUGACAAUCUGGCUACACACCAAAGCAUUCAUGCAGGAAAAUCAACAUAAAUUCUAAAGUUGUACUUAAGAGUUUUUUCACAAACUGAGCUUUUCUGUGCAUCUGAGUAUUCUCCCAGAGGAAAUUUCUACCAACCUUGAACAUGGAAAGGGCUUUGGUUGGAAUGCGGGCCUUCACAUGACGAAAUACACACAAGCAAACCUGUCAGCGCUUGGGGCUUUUCUGUACCAAGGUUUUGCUUCGUUCAGCUUCUUAACUGAAGUAGAUUUUUCUCUCCCUUGCACACAGUCUCAUUUGCAGGCUGUUGCUCCUCUGAAGUAAAAUGGAGAACAACAACUGCAAACAAUAUGGUGUAUAAGGGAGUGGAAAAACGUGUUGUUAAGAAGUCGAUCAAAAAUCCAAUGCGGAAAAGCUGUUGAUAGGCUGAAACCGUUUCCCUUGUGAUGCCUUGACUUCAUCUCAAAGAAAGAACAUUGGGGGGAAUUAUGGAAAUGCUGCUGUGAAUGUUCACAGUUGCCAUCCUGUUAUGUGUCCUCUUAUUCUCUGAGGAAUUAAGGGGUGGAACUAUCUAAGCUUAAUUAGUAUGUGGGAAACCAGUCAAGGGUGGGUGACUUUUCUUGUUUGUGACCAACAUGUGGUUUGGGGAAGGUUAGGAAUAGCUAUCUCUCUCAGUCUCUUGAGGGAAAAGCAGACUGGGUUUGAGUGUGUAGAAAGCACCUCCAGUUCUCUCUCUCUCACAGGCAGCCAUUGGGAACUGAUGGGAAGUUGGGGUGAAGCUGACAGUUGAAAACGGUUAAGAACAGCUAGAAAGAGGGAUGGCGGUCAGUGAGAAGAGAAGGGGAGGUGUUUGAGCUUGUAAGAGAUGCAGCAUGCAUUUAAGAGCUGGCUUCUGAGGACUGUAAUUUGCUAGAAUGUUCUGGGAGCAAAAGUUCAGUUAUCAAGAGAAAUGUAGCUCUGCGUUUGAAUCAUCCAACGGUGUUGAAGCUGUAAAUAAAGUGUAACUAUUUUUCCUCUGCUUAAUCCCUGUUGACUAGAUA
Messenger RNA from Eublepharis macularius, 2935 nucleotides. Its product is annotated as zinc finger protein 883-like. Lineage: Eukaryota; Metazoa; Chordata; Lepidosauria; Squamata; Eublepharidae. The record is from RefSeq and is a predicted model, not a curated record. The coding region runs from base 62 to 1948 and encodes 628 amino acids. The transcript has 5 exons. Gene Ontology annotation, biological process: regulation of transcription by RNA polymerase II. Gene Ontology annotation, molecular function: RNA polymerase II transcription regulatory region sequence-specific DNA binding; DNA-binding transcription factor activity, RNA polymerase II-specific. Gene Ontology annotation, cellular component: nucleus.